CGGCGGCGGGCGGCCACGUUGACAGGGCGGGCGGCAGGCGGUGCUGGCGGCGGGAGCGGGGUGUGGGCGCGCUCGUGCGGGCGCUGUCAGGGUAAACAUGUCUUCGCCUCCUAAAGAGAAAGCCGAGACUCGGGCCGGACACCCUCCUGCUGUUAAAGCGGGUGGGAUGCGGAUUGUGCAGAAACACCCACACAGUUCUGACACCAAAGAAGAAAAAGAUAAGGAUGAUCAAGACUGGGAAACCAGCAGCCCACCUAAACCAACAGUGUUCAUCUCUGGUGUCAUAGCAAGGGGUGAUAAGGACUUCCCUCCAGCAGCUGCUCAGGUGGCACAUCAGAAACCACAUCCUUCAGUGGAAAAGCUUCCUCACCCUCAACAUGUCAAACAGCACAUCCACCAACCUCGCAAGUGAGCUCACCACAGAAAUCUCAGCCAAACUGCCAUCAGUGAAUAUGUUUUUGAGAGAAGACAUUGACCCUUUAUAGUUCACACAAUCAGAUCAAUAAUACUGACCUCUAAAAUCUUAUCCUGUUCUGUUCUUUUAUUUUAAUUCUCAAGGGUUAGGAAGAACAAAGACAUUUUUUAGUUGAUAUACCAAAUGAAAAGUUUUCCCUUCUAAGUAUUUGCUGAUCAAGGGUGGAUUUUUGAUAAGACUGUCUGAUUGACAAGAUGAAAAUUAUGAUUAUGAUUAGUGAGCUUAAAACUUGUGCUUUUAGUUAUGCAUUGCAAUAGCAGAUAGUUAAUGUAGUUUUUAUGCUAACCCAGUAGAGAACAUUCCCCCUUUGUACUGGUACUUCUGUUAUCCGGGGGAGUUUGUUGAGACAGAAAUUAGUGUUUGUCUUGAAUACAGUCUUGCAGUCUUCAGUAUCCUGAGAUGUUAAAUCACAAGUGGGCAGAAAUUCAGCUGACUCUUUUUUACACCGCUUUGCACUCCUAGGCUUGAUGAAGUUCUUUUGUGCAAGCUCUGUGUGGGUGUGAAGAAGUAGUCAAGAGUUAUAAGCACGCUGCUGCUGUGACCUCACAGGCCUGUUUUUUGUUUGUUUGUUUUUUUGUUUUUGUUUUGUUUUUUGGAUGUGAUGAUUUCUCAAAUCCAGCAACAAGUUGAAGGAAUUCAGGACCUUCAAGAACUGAACUUAAACUGGACAAAAAUCUGUCUUUUUUACAUUACGCUAUUACAGCAUUUAACUUUAUGAGAUAAGCUCUGUUAUGCAUCUUUUUUUAAAAUUAUUAUUAAUGAAGGAGAAUAAAAGUUACUUUUCAGACAGAGCAAUCAGAUUAGGUUAGGCCACAUAAUUAAAUAUGUCAAUUACACAGUUUGAAAUUAAAAAA
Messenger RNA from Phasianus colchicus (ring-necked pheasant), 1329 nucleotides. It is a transcript of the gene DAP, whose product is annotated as death associated protein. Gene Ontology annotation, molecular function: death domain binding. Lineage: Eukaryota; Metazoa; Chordata; Aves; Galliformes; Phasianidae. Gene Ontology annotation, biological process: cellular response to amino acid starvation; negative regulation of autophagy; apoptotic signaling pathway. The record is from RefSeq and is a predicted model, not a curated record.